This is a messenger RNA of Spinacia oleracea (spinach), 1598 nucleotides long. RefSeq lists its product as uncharacterized. The transcript has a single exon. Lineage: Eukaryota; Viridiplantae; Streptophyta; Magnoliopsida; Caryophyllales; Amaranthaceae. Bases 614 to 1420 code for a protein of 268 amino acids. Gene Ontology annotation, cellular component: cytoplasm. The record is from RefSeq and is a predicted model, not a curated record. Gene Ontology annotation, molecular function: aldehyde-lyase activity.
GGUUAUUACUUACGGAGUACGGAGUAUUACUCAUUGUAAUGCCAAAUACUUGAGAUUGGAUGGUUUGCCUAUAAAGAAGAGUUUCAUGUUCUGUAAAGUGCUUUGUAUGCUCAUUCAAAAUGUCUAGUUUGUAUCUUCAUCUUGAUGGAUUUUGAAAAUUUGAUAUACUCAUCCGCCUUAUUUCUUUUCCCCAUUUGACUGUUUUGUUUUAGUGUUCUUUGAGUCAAAUGAGACUUGAGUAAAAUGAGAUUGAGGAGUAUGAUUAAUUGAUUAUGUUAUGUAGCCAAUUGUUAAAUGGAAGUUUGGUUAAAAGAGGUUAGCAAGUUUUGUCAUAUCUCACAUUUUUGUACAACAAAGUGUGUCAUCUUGAUAGCUAAAGAAAACAAACUCUUUCCAAAUCACUACAAUCCUACCUACAGAUUAUGCCAAGUGCCAAAAACGUCUCCCUCUUGUAGUUGCAUAUGGCAAACAUGACAAAGAAAGCUCACUUCAAUUUUGCACUAUCAUAAAAUGCAUGCAAUCAAAUUUAAUCCCAUAUUAAACUCCACCUUGGGGCUUGGGUGAUAUCAAAAGGGUUAUUUCACAAAUUCAUUCCACAAAACUAGUAAAAACCAUGGCUACUACUUCAGCUUCUAGUCCAAUUCCCUCACUCAAAUCGCGUCUUAGAAACGGGGAUUGCCUGUAUGGUCUUUUCGUUGACAGUUUCUCUCCAACACUCGCCGAGAUUUCCGGCCAUGCCGGGUAUGAUUUUAUUGUUAUCGACAUGGAACACGGUUAUGGUGGGAUACCCGAGGCUCUCUCUUGCCUCAACGCCCUCGCCGCUUCUCAAACUCCAGCUAUUCUCCGGUUACCUGAAUGCUCUGCCAUGUGGGCUAAGAAGGCCCUGGAUUUGGGCCCACACGGGCUUAUGUUCCCCAUGAUUCACACCCCGGAGUUGGCUAAAGAGGCUGUCUCUUACUGCCGCUACCCACGAGGUGGUGUUCGAGGGGUGGCUCAUCCUAUUGCUCGGGCUUCCAAGUACGGUCUUGACCCGACAUACUUGGACUGGUGUGAGGAAGAGUUGCUUAUCAUGUGCCAGGUUGAGUCAGAGGAGGCUGUGCACAACAUUCAGGAGAUCACAGCCGUCGAUGGGCUGGACUGCAUCAUGGUUGGGCCAACUGAUCUGAGUGCUAACUUGGGUUAUAUUCGCGACCCGGGUAAUGAGAAUGCGGUGAAGAUGGUCCAGACUGUAGAGAACGCGGUGUUGGGUAUGAAGGAUAAGGGUGAUAGAAGGGUUUACCUAGCGGGGUUUGCUAUGCCACAUGACGAACCAAGUGAGCUGAAGAAGCGUGGGUAUCAUAUGGUUUGUGGUGCGGUUGAUAUUGUACUCUAUAGGGAUGCUGCUGUUAAGGAUGUCCUCAAGUUCAAAACUGCAGUUUAGGCCUAGUAUAGCAUGGCUUAACAGCUAAUAAAACUUCCAACAAUACACUUUUUAAGUGGCUUGCCUGCAUGUAAGAUUGAUCUUAAUAUCUUAUUAGUAGUACUAUGUUACGAUAAGGAAAAUUAUGUUAUGCGAAGUCCUAUUGAGAUGCAAUAUAAGACGUAAUUAAUAUUGUUUA